This is a messenger RNA of Lachancea thermotolerans CBS 6340, 1968 nucleotides long. Its product is annotated as KLTH0G13816p. NCBI's taxonomy places the organism in Eukaryota, Fungi, Ascomycota, Saccharomycetes, Saccharomycetales, Saccharomycetaceae. The transcript has a single exon. The record is from RefSeq and is a predicted model, not a curated record. Bases 1 to 1968 code for a protein of 655 amino acids.
AUGGAAGAGGAGCCGCAGACGAGACGCGCAGCGCAGCGCGCGUCACCGCUUGUGGGGGCGCUAGAACGCGGGUACACAACUAGCGGCGCUGAAGGCCAUCCUGUCACCGAUCCAAGCGGCGCGCCCAGCGGCCAGUCGCUGUCUGACAGCCCCGGAACGCGUCGAUCUUCGCAGGCUGCGGAGCUAACGAACUCGGUUGACUCCACGCUGAACCUAUUGCAGGAUGUGCUCUGGAAUGUCUUGGUGCAUAUCCGCGGCCACGGGACGUUUGAAAGUUGUUACAGUUUGGCCAAACGGCGCUAUGAAGCCCACUACCAAUCCUUGGUCAGUGUCGAGUGCAUUUUUAAAACUCUUGCGAACUACCCAGCAGAGAUCUUGUCAGCCAUGUACAUUCCUGUCAUUUUACGUUUUUUCAAGUGGUGCUCGUCCGUACGGCAGCUCCCGCCUGAGUUCAAAGGGAGCAGGUUCCUCAUCACCACGAAGAAGGGGAUAACUUUUUUAAUGACAAAUCUAUCGGAAUGUUCGUACAACGCGGCCACUUUGUAUCAAGCCUUCCGUGCGCUCAAGCUACUACAAAGCCUUGAAAUUGCAUUAUUUCCGCAAAAGCCUGCGCUGUAUCAUGACCCCGAGGACGAGGAAGCUGACGAUCCCAACUGGAAACCUUUGGAUGACAGCCAGCUUGAAGUUCUGAUAUCAUCAGUAACAAAAGGAGAUUUUAGGAUAGGUGCGUCUGCACCCCCACAACCCGAGCCUACAAAUGCGGGCAUGUUUGAAGGUUCGGCCUUAAGCCACGCAGGCCAGUCGCCGAAUCCACCCGCGCCCUUCCCAGUAACACAGCAACCGCCUCAACAGGCAGCAUUUUACGGAGCAGCGCAACAGCCUCCUUUCGGCGGGUUAGUCCCUAUGCCUCAAGAUCCGUAUGCCCCGCUUUUCAGCGGCCAUGGAAACGACAACUUUAUGUAUCAGAACCCAGAAAUGCUGUUUUCGCAUACCAUUCCAAGCAUUUUCCACAGAAUGAAUGCACUAGAGGCUGCAAAUCAGGAGUUGAGUCGCGAAAACGAUAGUCUAUCGCAGAGUUUGAAUGACCUAAAGUCAGAGCUGCAGUCAUUCAAGAGGAAUGUCGACACUGCAAUUCCCGGUGUACAAAUCCUGACAUCUCCCAGAGCGACUCACAGUCGUUACCCAUCACCCACGCCUCCAAAUAUUAUUCUGAGUAGUAGCAAUGCUAUCGACACUUCUGACAUUGCUGCGAGCGUCCAAAAACUCGACACCGACCUUUGUAAUAGCUCCGCAACUCAAACCCGGUCAUUGAUCUCGAAUUAUGAGAACAUGGUUCCUUACGGUGCGGCUCCUGGGUAUAUUCCAGAUGCAGAACUGAAGAGCUUAGAGCGCCUAAAGCAAGAGGAUGCUCUUGUGUCUUUGAGCGGGACUGGGGGGUCUAUUGUCACACCUUCGUCCGGGAUUUUUCUCACAACAGCUGAGCUCCAAUCUCCUGCCAAGAGGCCAAAGCAUAGAAAUCGUCGCAUCGAAGGUGCAAAGCUGUCGAAGGGUGAAACAUAUCAACCUCCACAAGCGCCCAAUGGGAAGAAUUAUCUGCUUGAUAAUGAAGGGAGACUUGCGAUUGUAAUGGCAACAGAGCAGAGCUCUGUUUACGGGGUUUACAACGAGUAUUAUCAAUCACUGCGACCGCAGGUUGACUCGUACGCAGAUGAUUUUGGCAAAAAGAGCAUGGGCCACUUCAGGAAGAAGCGUACCUUUCAAAAGAAAAAGGCUUUUGUUCAAUGGGUUGAGCGAAUCUCUCAACUCAACAAUAUGCCGCCCGAACUGGUAUUAGACAUAGUUGAUGAGGUUCGGUUAAAGGAAAAAAAGUCCGUUGUUUGGGCGUGUAAUAAUCUCGGUCGAUUUAGGCUCGUGCUUAAUCGGUACAAGCCAGACCUCAAAGACACUGCUUUAUCAGACGUAGAGUGA